AGCUAAGGUGCCUAAAAGGUUCAAUUUACAUUGGGGGUCUUUUAUUUGCUACCGUCCUAUCCCCGCGGAAUUGGUGACGAGCAGGCCCAGUACAAGAUGGAUACAAUUUCGUAGGACACUGCUCCUGAUUUGCGAGCCUUUGACUUUGACUCUCAUCCUGUUGUAAUGAUAAUGAGGCGUGUGUGAAAAUUCCCAUUGCUGGGUUGCAUUCUCAUUAUAUGCUGUCGCCACGAGAAAGAGCAUGGUGGUGGUUCUGGCGCUCCUCGUGGACCAUUCUGGUUGUAACAUGGUUCUGUGUGACACAUACACAGCAAUUCUGUAGGCGUACAAGGCUUUGCGCCUGUCCUGGACCUGUACUAGUCCCCAGUCCUCGACCAGAACCAUGGUGUAUAGCAUACAACCAAAAGCUAUUCAAGGAAGUAGCAAGAGCUGAUGCAGGGAAGGGCUUCGAGUUGCUGUUUUAUGGGGACAGCAUCACAGAGACAUGGCGGGGCACAGACAUGGGCAGGCCAUGCAGCCGGUGUGAGGGUGUCCCCGAGGUAUUUGGCAAAUACUUUGGAUCCAAAUACAAGGCAGAGGUCCUGGCCGUUGGCGGCGAUCAGGCUGCCCACCUGAUGUGGCGGUUGCAGAAUGGGCAGCUGUACACGCACAGCCAGCCCCGCUUGAGUGUGGUCAUGAUAGGCACAAAUGACCUGGGCGCUGCCUCCUGCCUGGGGGGCGCUGCUGGCAUUAAGAAGUCAGCCAAGGGCGCAGCUGAGAGGACAUUGGCUGUAUUACAAUUUUUCAGGGUAAACAAUCCAGGAGCGCACAUCAUAGCGCUGGCUGUGCUGCCUCGCGGUUGGACGGAUGCAUGGCAUGUCUAUGACUGGCCCAGCAUGUACAAGGGCGGCAUAGACGUGGUCAACCGGGCGCUGAAAGACUUUGCCGCCCAGGACGAUGCUGUCACCUACCUGGACUGUGGGCCGGCCCUGCUGCCGGAUGGCAAGAUUCACCCGGAGCUCAUGCCGGACGCGCUGCACCCAAAUGCCGACGGCAUGGAGCUCUUUGCGCAGUGUCUGUCCCCAGUGGUGGACAGCCUCAUGGAAGACAGUGCCCACAAUGCACCACAUUUUUGGGGCCGACGAUGAUGUUGACAUCGCACUGUACAGUGCGCACAUGUGGAACUGCUGACUGGAUUGGUAGUUUGACUGUCGGCUAGCAGCUGCGCUAGCUUUGCAGCAGAGUUUGCUUUGAUAUUCGUACGACCGCGUGGCAGACUUGUAUUAAUCAUCUAGGUUGCCUCUGCUGACUGCAUUGCCCCUUGUGCUGACCGCCUGCGCCUUUCCCUGAACUUUGAAAGUACCUGGCAGGUGCUUGGCAUCUACCUUUAAAUUUAGUUCAUGAU
Messenger RNA from Coccomyxa subellipsoidea C-169, 1384 nucleotides. RefSeq names its product SGNH hydrolase. NCBI's taxonomy places the organism in Eukaryota, Viridiplantae, Chlorophyta, Trebouxiophyceae, Coccomyxaceae. Bases 219 to 1127 code for a protein of 302 amino acids. The transcript has 5 exons. The record is from RefSeq and is a predicted model, not a curated record.